CCAGGCAGAUUCAAAAUGGCGGAGUGUGGAGCGAGCGGCAGCGGCAGCAGCGGGGACAGCCUGGACAAGAGCAUCACCCUCCCGCCCGACGAGAUCUUCCGCAACCUGGAGAAUGCCAAGCGCUUCGCCAUAGACAUAGGUGGAUCAUUAACCAAAUUGGCUUAUUAUUCAACCGUACAGCACAAAGUAGCCAAAGUGAGAUCUUUUGACCACUCAGGAAAGGAUGCCGAACAGGAGCAUGAGCCUCCCUAUGAAAUCUCCGUGCAGGAGGAGAUCACUGCUCGGCUGCAUUUUAUUAAAUUUGAGAACACGUACAUUGAAACCUGUCUGGACUUCAUCAAAGACCAUCUUGUUAAUACAGAAACAAAGGUGAUCCAGGCCACGGGAGGGGGUGCAUAUAAAUUCAAAGACCUCAUCGAGCAGAAGCUGCGACUCAAAGUUGAUAAGGAAGAUGUGAUGACUUGCCUGAUAAAAGGGUGUAAUUUUGUGCUAAAGAAUAUUCCCCACGAGGCAUUCAUGUACCAGAAAGAUGCUGAUCCCGAAUUCCGGUUUCAGACCAACCACCCUAACAUUUUCCCAUACCUCCUGGUCAACAUUGGCUCUGGAGUUUCCAUAGUGAAGGUGGAGACGGAAGACAAAUUUGAGUGGAUUGGUGGGAGCUCGAUUGGAGGAGGCACCUUCUGGGGGCUUGGUGCCCUGCUUACCAAGACAAAGAAAUUUGAUGAGCUGCUACAUCUUGCCUCAAAGGGCCAGCACACAAAUGUGGAUAUGUUGGUGGGAGAUAUUUAUGGUGGGGCCUACCAGACCCUGGGGCUCAGUGGCAAUCUUAUAGCCAGUAGCUUUGGAAAGUCUGCCACUGCAGAUAAAGAGUUCUCCAAGGAAGAUAUGUCUAAGAGCUUACUGCACAUGAUUAGCAAUGACAUCGGGCAGCUGGCUUGUCUCUAUGCCAAACUCCACAACCUGGACAAAGUUUAUUUUGGGGGCUUCUUCAUUCGGGGCCAUCCGGCCACCAUGCGCACAAUCACUUACAGUAUUAACUUCUUCUCCAAGGGAGAGGUUCAGGCAUUGUUCCUGAGGCACGAAGGCUACCUGGGCGCCAUCGGGGCAUUCCUAAAAGGAGCAGAACAAGACAAUCCUAACCAGUACAGCUGGGGAGAGAAUUAUGCUGGAAGUUCUGGUCUGAUGAGCACGUCCCCAGAACUGUAUCCCAUGCAGAGAGCUCGGAGUGGCACUUUUGAUUUGUUGGAAAUGGAUCGAUUAGAAAGGCCAUUGGUUGAUCUGCCCCUCCUCCUAGACCCAUCUUCUUAUAUCCCUGACACAGUUGACCUCACGGAUGAUGCCAUGGCUCGGAAAUACUGGCUGACCUGCUUUGAGGAAGCACUUGAUGGGGUCGUGAAUCGGGCUAUAGCCAGCCAGCCAGAUUCCAUUGAUGCAGCUGAACGUGCAGAAAAAUUCCGACAGAAGUACUGGAAUAAGCUUCAGACGCUAAGACAUCAGCCAUUUGCCUAUGGAACCUUGACGGUGAGGAGCCUGUUAGAAACAAGGGAGCACUGUUUGAAUGAAUUCAACUUCCCAGACCCCUAUUCAAAAGUAAAGCAGAGAGAAAAUGGCAUAGCGUUAAAAUGUUUUCAAAGAGUAAUCAGAUCUUUGGAUUCAUUAGGCUGGGAGGAGAGGCAGUUUGCUCUGGUGAAAGGACUUCUUGCGGGGAAUGUCUUUGACUGGGGAGCAAAAGCAGUCUCAGAUGUUCUGGAAUCUGAGCCGCAGUUUGGAUUUGAAGAAGCCAAGAAGAAAUUACAAGAGCGCCCUUGGCUGGUGGACUCCUAUGGAGAGUGGCUGCAGCGGCUAAAGGGUCCCCCUCAUAAAUGUGCCUUAAUUUUCGCAGAUAACAGUGGAAUAGACAUCAUUUUGGGAGUCUUCCCCUUUGUCAGGGAGCUACUCUUUAGAGGAACAGAGGUCAUAUUAGCCUGUAAUUCUGGACCCGCCCUCAACGACGUGACCUACAGCGAGUCUCUCAUUGUGGCCGAGCGGAUAGCAGCGAUGGACCCUCUCAUACAAUCUGCAUUGAAAGAGGACAAGCUGCUCUUGGUACAGACGGGCUCCAGUUCCCCCUGCUUAGACCUAAGCCGUCUCGACAAAGGACUGGCAGUGCUGGUUCGGGAGCGCAGCACAGACCUGGUGAUCAUUGAGGGCAUGGGGCGCGCCAUCCAUACCAACUACCACGCGGCCCUGCGCUGCGAGAGCCUCAAGCUCGCCGUCAUCAAGAAUUCCUGGCUGGCCGACCGGCUGGGGGGCCGGCUCUUCAGCGUCAUUUUCAAGUACGAAGUCCCAGCCAAGUGAGCAGCCCCUCGGGGGCGGGGGGCCGCCUGCUCUACACUUGCACUAGCUUUAUUGUCAGUGGUAAAGAAUGUAUUUUUAUUACAACAGGGGAAAUGGAGUUCCAAUCAGAUUCUGUAUUUAUAUUGUGCUUUUGUGACUCAAAGCGACAAUAUGACUAACUCGAUAGACUAUACCCACGAACGUAUAUAUAUAUGUAUAUCACUCAUAUUGUUUAUUUUGGUAAGUGUUUAUUUUAAUGCUGCAGUAUUUGUGAUGGAAAGACUUGACUUUUUUUGUUCUGUGAGACAUUCAUAUUGAAAUAUAUUUAAAUGUUAAAGAAACUUUUUAAAAUAUAUAUCUAUCUUUGACUAAAAUCCGCCAGCAGUCAAAUGGCCCGUACCAAAUAGAGUUUUUAAAGAGCCCAGA
Messenger RNA from Phascolarctos cinereus (koala), 2742 nucleotides. It is a transcript of the gene PANK4, whose product is annotated as pantothenate kinase 4 (inactive). The record is from RefSeq and is a predicted model, not a curated record. NCBI's taxonomy places the organism in Eukaryota, Metazoa, Chordata, Mammalia, Diprotodontia, Phascolarctidae. Gene Ontology annotation, biological process: coenzyme A biosynthetic process. Gene Ontology annotation, cellular component: cytosol; nucleus. Gene Ontology annotation, molecular function: pantothenate kinase activity; ATP binding.